AUGACGGGAACCUCCAUCCAGGACCGGACACCCGAGUUCCGGUCCAUUCUGAGCCAGGCCCAGAAGCGCUUGGCGUCGAACAAAGUCGGGGCUCAGCGUCAGGCAUUGCUAUCGGAAUCGCAGCGACAACAGGCCAACGGUAGCGCAGCGCCGGGUCAGGGCAAGAGAGUAGCGAGGUCGGAAUUUGCUAGGAAGGCUGCAGAGAUUGGACGAGGCAUCACCAGCACGACGGCAAAAUUGCAGAGACUAGCCGAGUUGGCAAAACGAAAGACGCUGUUCGACGACCGACCAGUCGAAAUCUCCGAGUUGACAUACGUGAUUAAGCAGGAUCUGGCGUCGCUGAACUCUCAGAUCGCUGCGCUGCAGGCACUCACGCAGUCACAGCAUCCCAAGUCGAGCCGCAGCAAGACGGACCAGGAAGGAGAGCACAAUGACAAUGUCGUCGUGAUGUUGCAAGGCAAGCUCGCUGAUGUGGGCGCCAACUUCAAAGAGGUUCUCGAGGUGCGGACCAAGAACAUCCAAGCGUCGCGGUCCCGUACGGAGAACUUCGUGUCGUCCGUCUCGUCCAAGUCUCAGGCCGCCUUGGAUCCCCAGCGCUUGGAUUCUCCGUUGUACAAUGCCCCAGGAAGGAAAACGCCUCAGCCAGGAUACAAGAGUGGUGGAUCCGAUCUGCUCACGCUGGAACCUUCGUCGAGUUCGGUGUUGGGACAGCCGGGGCGCGUGACGUCGGAUCAGCAGCUUCUCAUGAUGGAAGAGGCUCAGCCCAACAAUUCGUAUAUCCAGGCGCGAGGGGAAGCUAUCGAGGCGAUUGAGCGGACGAUUAACGAGCUGGGCGGGAUUUUCAGUCAGCUGGCGGCCAUGGUCAGCGAACAGUCGGAGAUGAUUCAGCGGAUUGACGCGAAUACAGAGGAUGUGGUGGACAACGUGGAGGGGGCGCAGCGCGAGCUGAUGAAAUACUGGUCGAGAGUGUCUGGGAACCGGUGGCUUAUUGCGAAGAUGUUUGGCGUGUUGAUGAUUUUCUUCCUUCUCUGGGUCUUAAUAUCAGGCUGA
This is a messenger RNA of Rasamsonia emersonii CBS 393.64, 1050 nucleotides long. Its product is annotated as ER-Golgi SNARE complex subunit (Sed5). Gene Ontology annotation, cellular component: endomembrane system; SNARE complex; Golgi membrane. NCBI's taxonomy places the organism in Eukaryota, Fungi, Ascomycota, Eurotiomycetes, Eurotiales, Trichocomaceae. The coding region runs from base 1 to 1050 and encodes 349 amino acids. Gene Ontology annotation, molecular function: SNAP receptor activity; SNARE binding. The record is from RefSeq and is a predicted model, not a curated record. The transcript is spliced from 4 exons. Gene Ontology annotation, biological process: intracellular protein transport; vesicle fusion; endoplasmic reticulum to Golgi vesicle-mediated transport.